Molecule: messenger RNA, 2229 nt
Organism: Linum trigynum
Lineage: Eukaryota; Viridiplantae; Streptophyta; Magnoliopsida; Malpighiales; Linaceae
Source: the annotation of a GenBank genome assembly
UCUAUAUAAUAUUUAAGUUACAAUUUAAUUCAUGAAAUACGGAUGUUAAAUGUGUUAUACAAAUAUAAUACGUGCUUUAUACGAUCAGAGGUAUAUAAGCAUCUCUUAAACUCUAGCAAAAAAAACUAACCAUUUUCCUCUUAUGAUCUCUGCCACUCGGCCUCUCACUUCUCUCAAUUCUCUCUUCAUUUUCUCUAGAAAAAAAAUCAAACUUCUAUCUAUUCUUUCCUUCUCUCCUUCUCUUCGAUCUAUUCUUUCCAUCCCCUUUUCAGAUCGAGCAAAGAUACUUCCCCUCUCUCCAUAUCUUCUAAAAAAAUGACUCAAUCUGCCGCUUUGAUUUCUCAAUCUAACCUAAUCUCCCUCCCUUCUCUUCUAUCAAAGAUGGAACUGAAGAGAUACGAAAGGGAGGCGACAUCGAAGGGCACGACGGCGAUGAAUGCCGACAGAGAUGGCAAUGACGACGUCAGUACAUUGAAGGAGGAAGAAGAAAGGAACAUGAGGCCGACGGAACAGACUGACGCCGAUGAUGCUGGCUACAAAGGUAAGGUUUCAUACGAGGAGAGGAAAGAUGGAAAAGGAAUCGUUGGCGACAAUACUGGCCAGUAAUAGCAGUGGUAAAAUCGGCCAUUCCUCUAGUCUUUCCUGUAGACCAGAGACGGCGAGCUAGAGCGAGGUUCAAGAUCUAAAUCCUCGAUGACAGCGACCGACAAACCAAUCCCAACAUCCUCGAUCUAGUCUUGCCCUUAUUUUUCUGUGUUCAAUAGAUUAGAGGCUGUAAUGUAAUUUGUCGCUGCUCUAGUUAAUUGUUAUACGAGAGUGGCAGGUUAGACUGCUAUGGAAAUGGUUGUAAUGUUUAGGGUUUUUGGUAAUCUUUCCAUUAUCAGGUUCCAAUGCAGAAAACAAUUUCGAAUUAUGAAAUUUUUGAAGCACAAAAUAUAUUAAUUAUAAUAUUCAGCUAUGACAAAAUAAUGUUGUCACAAUAAACACUUGUGACAGAUGCAGUCGUCACAAUAUACAGUUAUGACAAAAUAUAUACAUGUAAUGUGAUGAACAAUUCUCCCCAAAUCACCAGAUUAUGACAAUCGUAAUGACAAAAUAUGUCGUCAUAACAUCUCUAUUUGUCACAAUAGAUUACCCAAAACCUCAGCUAUAAUGAAAGCAAAUGUGACAACCUUGUUUUAAAUUUUUGUCACAUUUGACCUAUCUUGACGCCGAUAAAAUGACAAACAUUUGUGACAACACCUUGUCAUAUUAUACCUAAUAGGACAAAAUCAGUAUCUAAUAAGACAAAAUUCCUUCGUCAUAAUAGGCAGAAUUUGUUGUAGUUCAUACACUCCAAAGGGAUAGACGAGACUGUGCUUCGAGAGCAAGUCUGCGACUCUAUUCCCCUCGCAAUAUGUAUGAACUAGCUACACAACCCAGUUCUGAGGUAACAUACGGUGAAUACCCCCAAGAAUGUUGGCAUGACGAUGAAGCGGGUUGGGUGUUUGCUUAAUCAAAUCUAGCACUAGAUUUAAGUCGGAUUGAAGGAUAAGAAAUUGAGUACCUUUCCUCCAAGCUAUUUGCAGACCGUGGUAGAUGCCCCAUAACUCAGCCAUGACGGCUGAUCCAGAUUCGAUCCAGUAGAGGAAACCUCCACGCCAGUCUCCUGCAUUGUCCCGAAUCACCCCUCCUGUCGCAUAUCUCCAUUCACUCCCUGAGCAGCGCCAUUGUUGUUGAGCUUUAGCCAUCCCGUCGGGGGAGGAGACCAGCCAAUUAAAACCUCUAAGCGGGGCGAAUGAGGAUUCUUACCCAUGUUACGACUCACAGUCUCCCAAACUUUUGCCCACUCUUUAGCUUUAGACGUAACAUAAUUAACAAACGAGGAAGGAGAAAGGGUUGCACCUCGAUCGAAAGACUUUCUCAUUUCUCUCCUUCUAAAAAAACCAGAUUAGAAGACAGAAGUAGUUGUUCCGUUCACCUGGCCAAGGUCCCAACCGGUGGUUCAUCAGGUUCAUUUGCAACCAGGAGGUGCCUUUCCUGGCUAAGAAAUCAGUUAACUGAGAGCUGGGAAUGAUCUUCGCCCAAAGGGAGUUCGCCUUCUAACAAUCGCGGAGGCCGUGGGUGAUGGUUUCGGGGACCCCAUCGCAUUCAACACAGCUAUCAUAUCAGUGAGGUGUCGAAAUUUCCUCACACUAUUGGUUGAUAAUUUCCCAUUAACCGCCAUCCAAAUGAACACUCGUACUCUUU